GUAACUUCAGGUAAUCAGCACGUGUAACGUCACAACAUGACAACUACGGAUAAAUUAAAUGUGAGGUUAAGCGUUUAUUUUGAUUUUAAGGUUAUAAAAAAACCUCUCAUUCUCCAAUAAAAAUGUUUCUUUCCAAAGUGUUUACACCCCGAGUUUUAACAUCCUCGACGAACGUUGUGGGUAUUUUACCCGGUCGACAUGCCUCUUCAGCAUUUCCGGAGACACAAAAAGAACCAGCCAAGAUCGAAAAAACUAUAAACAAUGUUACUUUGCUAGGCAGAGUCGGAGCAGAUCCCCAAAGGAAAGGCACCGACGAACAUCCGAUUGCAGUGUUUUCACUUGCCACUCACUCAAACUACAGAUAUGAAUCGGGAGAGUUUUUACAAAGGACCGAAUGGCAUAGAGUGAUAUGUUUCAAACCUGGACUGAGAGAAGCAGUUUUGAACUAUAUGAGGAAAGGUCAAAGGGUUCAUGUUACCGGUCGGAUUACAUAUGGGGAAAUAAAAACUGAUGAUGGCGGCACGAAGACCACCACAGCAAUUGCUGCAGAUGAUGUUAUAUUUUUCCAUCAGCAUUAGUGAAUGUAGUGAGGUAAUUUGUUUUUAAAGAACCUAAGAUAAGUUUGAUAAUGUAAAGAUUAAUUUCUGUGAGACAUGUGUUAUUAUGAUUUCUCGAAGCUUAUUAUCUCGGUAAAUAGUAAGUUCAAUUAGUAAUAAGACUUGUAUAUAUAGAACCUUUUAAUUAUAUUUUUUUUUAAGAGCACAA
Molecule: messenger RNA, 765 nt
Organism: Anthonomus grandis grandis
Lineage: Eukaryota; Metazoa; Arthropoda; Insecta; Coleoptera; Curculionidae
Gene: mtSSB
Product: single-stranded DNA-binding protein, mitochondrial
Exons: 3
Coding region: 123-578 (151 amino acids)
Biological process (GO): mitochondrial DNA replication; positive regulation of helicase activity
Cellular component (GO): mitochondrial nucleoid
Molecular function (GO): single-stranded DNA binding
Source: RefSeq, a predicted model, not a curated record